AGUUCAGAGAGCGGAGAGGAGGAGAGCAAAUGAGAAAGGGUGAUUGGGAAAGUUAUCUCGUGAAUUUGGAGAGCGCCGGAAAUUCAGCACCGAAGCUGUCUGUAAGUGCUUCGCGGAAUCUUUGGGCCGGAGAGCUCGGUUUCUUUUCUCUGCUUGGCAUAGGUUAUGAUCCGAAGGAGAUGAUUCGUGUGCUAAAUUGAGGAGAGAGCAUUUCGAGGAUGUUCUUCUCUCGAAUGGACUCUGAGGAGACGUGAACAAUUGGCUCUGUUUCGUUUGUGGUGGUUCUUUGGUUGUAUUGUUUGUUUGCUAUCUUGGUUUUUUGUUUGGGGAAGAGGGCAGUAAGAGAGCGGACUGUGGAGGAAGAGAUGGGGUUCAAUUUGGGGACGGAGCUGGUGCGGCUCGGAAUCGUGGCGACGACCUCUGAUCAUAAGUCGGUGGUGUCGAUUAAUCUAUUUGUAGCGCUGCUCUGCGCUUGCAUCGUUAUUGGUCAUCUUCUUGAAGAGAAUCGGUGGAUGAAUGAGUCCAUAACCGCUCUAGCCAUCGGUUUGUGCACGGGGGUUGUUAUUUUACUGACGACUAAGGGGAAGAGCUCUCAUAUACUUGUCUUCAGCGAGGAUCUGUUUUUUAUAUACUUGCUUCCUCCGAUAAUAUUCAACGCUGGGUUUCAAGUUAAAAAGAAACAAUUUUUCCACAACUUCAUGACAAUCACUUUGUUCGGUGCAGUUGGGACAUUAAUCUCCUUUUUCGUAAUAUCUGUUGGUGCCACUGAGUUCUUUAGGAGAAUGAAUAUAGGCCUUGACAUUGGAGACUAUCUUGCUGUAGGGGCUAUAUUUUCUGCAACGGAUUCUGUUUGCACUUUGCAGAUUCUUAAUCAAGAUGAGACACCUCUCCUUUACAGCUUGGUCUUUGGUGAAGGUGUUGUAAAUGAUGCCACAUCAGUUGUGCUUUUCAAUGCACUCCAGAAUUUUGAUUUAGUGCACAUUGAUGCUGUAAUCAUAUUGAAGUUCAUUGGCAACUUCAUCUAUUUGUUUUUUAGUAGCACUUUGCUUGGUGCAUUUAGUGGAUUGCUAAGUGCUUAUGUCAUCAAGAAGUUAUACUUCGGCAGGCAUUCGACUGAUCGUGAAGUUGCAAUUAUGAUGCUCUUGGCAUAUCUUUCUUACAUGCUAGCUGAAUUAUUAAAUCUCAGUGGAAUUCUGACAGUAUUUUUCUGUGGAAUAGUGAUGUCACAUUAUACUUGGCACAAUGUGACUGAGAGUUCUAGAAUUACUACCAAGCAUGCUUUUGCAACAUUGUCAUUUAUUGCUGAGACUUUCCUCUUUCUUUAUGUUGGAAUGGAUGCAUUAGACAUCGAGAAGUGGAAAUUUGUCAGUUCCAGCCCUGGAAAAUCAAUUGGUGUUAGCUCAAUUAUUCUUGGUUUGGGAAGAGCGGCUUUUGUUUUUCCACUGUCUUUUCUUUCCAAUUUAACUAAGAAAUCUCAGAGUGAAAGGCUCCCUCUUACAAAGCAAGUUAUUAUAUGGUGGGCUGGACUUAUGAGAGGCGCAGUCUCCAUUGCACUUGCCUAUAAUAAGUUUACAAGAUCUGGCCACACUCAACUGCCCGGCAAUGCAACCAUGAUUACUAGCACCAUCACAGUUGUUCUUUUCAGCACAGUGGUCUUUGGCUUGUUGACAAAACCCCUCAUAAGGCUACUACUGCCUUCAUCUCAAAAGCAACUGAGCCGUACUUGCUCUGAGCCCACAACUCCGACAUCCUUGUUCUCCUCGCUACUUGAUAACUCCUCCCUCCUCGAGAAUGGUCGGGAAGGUGAGGAGCAAACCAUUCACCGACCGUCGAGUCUAAGAAUGCUUUUGUUGAAACCUACACACACCGUGCAUCACUACUGGCGUAAAUUUGACGAUAGUUUCAUGCGUCCGGUGUUUGGCGGCCGGGGUUUCGUUCCGUUUGUUCCGGGCUCUCCUACUGAAAGAGAUGAAGGACAUGGAGAAGAAGAGUGAAAUGUGAAAAUGCAUUGGAGAUGAAUAGAUGUUAUUUUGCAAGAACCAAACACCUUUUCCCCAAGAAUGCUUUCCUAUGGAAAUACAGAUUGCUUACGGAUGAUGUAGUGACAUGGCUUGGCUUGUGCAGGUCUUUGAGAUAGGAGGUUCUUUAUGGUUGUGAUGGGUUAUUAGGCUUCUUCAUAUUUCCAAUAGUGUAAUUUAUGUGUGGUUGUGUAAUAUUUUAUUAUUCUUUUGGUUUGUCCAGGUCUUUUGAGAUUAUUUUUAUUUUAAUGGAGGUUUUAGUGACACCUUUGUAUUUGUGGCAGCGCAUUUUGUAGUCGUCUAUGGGUGUGUAUAUCUACGUGUAUACAACUGGAAUCAUUGAAAUUAUAAGAUAGCUUUUUGUUUGGAUCUU
Molecule: messenger RNA, 2391 nt
Organism: Phalaenopsis equestris
Lineage: Eukaryota; Viridiplantae; Streptophyta; Magnoliopsida; Asparagales; Orchidaceae
Product: sodium/hydrogen exchanger 2-like
Biological process (GO): regulation of pH; sodium ion transport; proton transmembrane transport
Cellular component (GO): membrane
Molecular function (GO): sodium:proton antiporter activity
Source: RefSeq, a predicted model, not a curated record